ACAUUAGAAGUCUCUGGAACCUUCAGGUAUAUAAGAUGACGAUGACCUGAAUUAGUUUCUAAGAGAUUGAAAACUUUGAAUAUAACAACCGUUCCUGCGAUAUUCUGAGAUCCUGCAUACAGUACAACAAUGCCUCCUCCCGGUGUGUGUAUGAGUAUAAUGCAGGAGCGCCACAAGAAAGAGGGUGUUGGGAGUCUUGCCAACCCAGAGAAACACAGCAACCAAGACUUUCAGCAGCUGACGCAGUACUGUUUGGCCAGGGGAGUGAGGUACAUCGAUGAGAUGUUCCCCCCAGACCAUAACUCCAUUGGUGAUGGGCUACUUCCCCCUGAUGACAUGGGCAGAGUGGUUUGGUUGAGACCAGCGAAAAUGGUACAGUAUCCAGAUUUUGUUGUCGAUGGACUUUCAAGGUUUGACUUUGGGCAAGGAUUGGUUGGAGAUUGCUGGUUUCUUGCUUCCAUUGGGGCUUUGACGUUCCAGAAGCACAUCCUGGAACAAGUAGUACCCCUAAACCAAAGCUUUAAAGAGGAUUACUGUGGAAUAUUCCACUUCAGGUUCUGGAGGUUUGGGAGGUGGGUGGACGUUGUGAUCGAUGACAAGCUACCAACAGUUGACGGCAGGCUCAUUUUUGUUCAUUCAAAAACUCCCAAUGAGUUUUGGCCCGCCUUGCUGGAGAAAGCCUAUGCCAAGGUGUGUGGCUCCUACGCAGACAUGAAUUCAGGGACCCUUUCAGAGGCUAUGAUGGACUUCACUGGAGGGGUUCACAUCACAUUCAAGCUCACUGACGCUCCACUAAAUCUGUGGGACCUCCUGUUCAGAGCUGCCAAGUCAAAAUCGCUGAUUGGGUGUGGCACACCUCAAGGGGAAACAUCAGCAAACACGGUGGCACCCAACGGAUUAGUGAGGGGUCAUGCUUACACCGUCACAGGGGUCAAACAGAUCAUGAGCCAAGGCUUGCUAGUGAAUUUGAUCCGUCUCUUCAACCCCUGGGGCCAGGGAGAGUGGAAAGGAGACUGGAGUGAUAAGUCUUCCAUGUGGCAAACAGUGAGUCCUGACGAUCGGAAGAUGUGUCUGUCAGUGGAAGAGGAUGGGGAAUUCUGGAUGACAAUGAAACAUUUCUGUGAGCACUUCGUAGACGUGGACAUCUGCUGUCUGUGCCCUGAUUUUCUUGAUGGCAACUCCACUUGUCAUUGGACCCCCUCAUUCCAUGAUGGCAGAUGGGUUGCAGGAACCACUGCUGGUGGUUGCAUGAACUUCCCACACAGCUUCUGGAUAAAUCCCCAGUAUCGGGUGAAGAUUGGGGGAUUGAGCAGUGUCUGCUCUGAGACACAGGGCGACAACAACAUGUUGGUGUCUCUGAUGCAGAAGCCUGACAAGAGAAACAGACGCCUGGUCAAAAGUCUCCACAUCGGGUUCUCCAUCUUUGAGGUCCAGUGCCCUUCUUUGUUCAAAGGACAGAGUGGGAAGUUUCCUGCCUCCUUCUUCAACAACAAUGUGCCUGUCGCCCAAUCGAAGAACUACCUGAAUGCUCGGGAAGUGAUGGAGUUCUUCAGGCUGAAACCUGGUGAAUACCUGAUCGUGCCAUCAACCUUCAAACCAAAUGAAACUGCCUCCUUCAUCCUGUCCAUCCUCUCCAAGGCAGAGACCCACAUCCAUGAAAACUCCAAUGACCAAGACAUGGAGGAUAUCCUGUUUUCCCCGAAAACGCCAAAGCCCACAUCUACAGACAAAUUUGAUUACAACGGAGGAGAUGUGGAUGACAAAAGAACUCUGUUUCAGAAGUAUUCUGAUGAGUUUGAGGAGGUGAAUGCUGAACAGCUUCAGAGCUGUCUGAAUGAAAAUCUCAUCCAAGGAAAUGCAAAGACAACACAAGGCUUCAGCUUGGAGUCCUGUCGCAGCAUGUUGGCCUUAAUGGAUACAUCAAUCACUGGAAAACUGAACGUUGCAGAAUUUCUACGUCUAUGGAGAAAAGUUACCGUGUACAAGGACAUCUUCUUCCGCACAGAUGUAGACCGUUCUGGAAUGUUGUCAUUGAGUGAACUGAGGAACGCAAUCAUGGCUUCAGGGAUCAGGGUGGGUGAUGACAUGUUAAACCUGAUGGCUCUGCGCUACGGUGGAUGUUCUGGAAUCAUCAGCCUGGAGACUUUCAUCAGCCUCGUCCUACGCAUGGACUGCAUGGCCAAAAUAUUCAGACAACUCAAUGAUGGAGGGGUCAUAUCUCUUCAAGAGAAUGAGUGGAUGUACAUCUCUAUGUAUACGUAAACCGAGGACCAAAUAGGACGGACAGAAGACUGCAGUUGGAAUCGUGAGAUUUGGAAGAGGGGGAGGGGGGGGGGGAAGCGUGCUGAGGUGAUGCUUUGCUGGACAAACCAUUCCUUUGCACUGCAGCAGUUUCAGGGGGAUUUGUUGCACUUUGAGAUGUGAUGCUCCUGCAGUUCAAAGAGAACAGUCAAAAGAUUGGGUGCUUAGCAAGUGACUGUACUCUUCAAAAGAUUGGGUGCUUAGCAAGUGACUGUACUCUUCAAAAGAUUGGGUGCUUAGCAAGUGACUGUACUCUUCAAAAGAUUGGGUGCUUAGCAAGUGACUGUACUCUUCAAAAGAUGGGGUGCUUAGCAAGUGACUGUACUCUUUAAAAGAUUGGGUGCUUAGCAAGUGACUGUACUCUUCAAAAGAUUGGGUGCUUAGCAAGUGACUGUACUCUUCAAAAGAUUGGGUGCUUAGCAAGUGACUGUACUCUUCAAAAGAUUGGGUGCUUAGCAAGUGACUGUACUCUUGAAAUUGAUGGGUUCAUAGGCUAUAAAACAUAAUGGGUUACAUUCUGGUACAUUAUAUUUUAUAUCUGUUAAUGUGGUAGUUUGUGUUUCUGGGUAUAUACUGUAAGGGUUAGUAAGGUCCUAACUGUAGUAUGAGUAGGGCAGUGGUGUCCAUCUCUAAUAGUUCUGGAGAGCUACUUAAAAAAUAAAACAUUUCAAAUGUAACCUUUUAUUUAACUAGGCAAGUCAGUUAAAGAACAAAUUCUUAUUUACAAUGACAGCCAACACCGGCCAAACCCGGAGGACGCUGGGUCAAUUGAGCGCCGCACUUUUGGACUCCCAAUCAGAGCCGGUUGUGAUACAGCCUGGAUUCGAACCAGGGUGUCUGUAGUGCCUUAAACUACUGCGCCACUCGGGAGCCCACUUGGGAGCCCACUACUGUAGGUGUUCCGUCUUUUGGUCCAGCCCUGCACUAACACAACUGAUUAGACUGACGAUGGUCCAGACUGGGGAUCACCUGGAAACAGGUGUGUUAGUGCAACAAAAUACAACAUAGAAUAACUAGACUAUUAACUAUUCAAAACUCAAAACUUUUUGUCUAUACUAGCAACUAACAUCCAUUCGAUUUUAUAAUUGCCUAGUAGUGUAUUCUCUGCAUAUUUAGAUUGUCUACUACCUUUCAUUAUCCAUGUAACCGUGGUGAUAUAUCGGUUGUUGGGUUUUAUAUUCGUUUUUUUUUGUUAAAUAGAAAUGCAGUCAAACACAACUUCUCCUAUGAUGGUUUGAAGCAAUGUUCUAUUGUCUACACAAGUAUUGGAUUAGUAAUGUGAAUAAAAACUAAAGGGGGGGGACUCGUUGUUCCACUCUUUAUAACACCUUCA
Oncorhynchus nerka (sockeye salmon) is the source of this 3634-nucleotide messenger RNA. RefSeq names its product calpain-1 catalytic subunit-like. The transcript has 21 exons. Gene Ontology annotation, molecular function: calcium ion binding; calcium-dependent cysteine-type endopeptidase activity. Gene Ontology annotation, cellular component: cytoplasm. Bases 130 to 2262 code for a protein of 710 amino acids. Gene Ontology annotation, biological process: proteolysis. NCBI's taxonomy places the organism in Eukaryota, Metazoa, Chordata, Actinopteri, Salmoniformes, Salmonidae. The record is from RefSeq and is a predicted model, not a curated record.